This is a messenger RNA of Zingiber officinale, 1423 nucleotides long. Its product is annotated as peroxidase P7-like. Gene Ontology annotation, molecular function: heme binding; peroxidase activity. The transcript has 5 exons. The record is from RefSeq and is a predicted model, not a curated record. NCBI's taxonomy places the organism in Eukaryota, Viridiplantae, Streptophyta, Magnoliopsida, Zingiberales, Zingiberaceae. Gene Ontology annotation, biological process: response to oxidative stress; hydrogen peroxide catabolic process. The coding region runs from base 359 to 1324 and encodes 321 amino acids.
UUCCAUUUUAGAUAUCGCUAGAAAUUGAUUUGAGUAUCGGAGUGAAAGAUCAGGGCAACCCAGUCUCAAUUCUAAUAUCCUCCAUCGCUCUUUUACUUUGCGCAAGCUCGUCUGGCGACAAAGAUAAUUUCCCCUCUUCUUCAAAGUGCUUAGACUACAUGGAGGUUAGGUGCAAUGUAGUUGUCAAAUGAUGUGUGAUCAUGUGGCCUGCUCGAUCAAUUAUCAGCACCAGUCCAAGCCCAUGGACAGGUUAACAUCACGUACGGAUCGAAGCCGACAACUGCUUACAACUAGAUUUACUACAAAGAUCCAGAGAUGAUUGGAAUGCUCGCUCCAUCUGGUGGAAUAACUGAAUAUCAUGGCGUCGCGUUCCCAAACCUUCGUGGCUGCAGUGCUGUGCAUGCUCGCUUGCAGUGGUGCAGUGGUGCUGGUUCAUGCGCAGUUGUCGCCUUCGUUCUACGCACAAAGCUGCCCCAUCUUGGAGAGCAUCGUCCGGUCAGCCAUGACGCAGGCGGUCGCCCAGGAUGCCACGAUCGGCGCUUCCAUGCUUCGCCUCUUCUUCCAUGACUGCUUCGUCAACGGAUGCGACGCCUCUGUGCUUCUCGACGACACGCCGACCAUGGUCGGAGAGAAGAACGCUCCCCCAAAUCGCAACUCCCUGCGCGGCUUCGUACUCAUCGACUCCAUCAAGGCGCAAGUGGAAUCACAAUGCGGAGCCGUCGUCUCCUGCGCUGACAUUCUCGCCAUCGCCGCCCGUGAUGGAGUCAAUUUGUUGGGGGGACCGAGCUGGGUGGUGGCUCAGGGUCGGCGGGACGCGCGGACGGCCAGCCUGUCGUCCGCCGGGUCCAACCUCCCGCCGGCCACCGCCGGCAUCAGCACCCUCGCGUCCAUGUUCGCGUCCAAAGGGCUCAGCUUGCGUGACUUGACGGCGCUCUCCGGCGCCCACACCGUCGGCAACGCCCGCUGCAGCAGCUUCCGCGCGCGCAUCUACAACGACACUAACAUCGAUACCGGUUUCGCCUACUGGCGGCGGCAGGAGUGCCAGAGUGUGGGCGGCGAUUACAGUCUUGCACCCCUGGAUGCCACGAGCCCCACCAUAUUCGAUGGCGGCUACUUCCAGAACCUGAUGGCUGGUAGAGGGCUGCUGCACUCCGACCAGGAACUCUUCAACAACGGCCCGACGGAUUGGCUGGUGCAGAUGUACGGCUACAAUCCGGCGGCUUUUGCCGCCGACUUCGCGGAGGCGAUGGUGAAGAUGGGGAACAUUUCUCCGCUCACGGGGAGCAUGGGAGAGAUCAGGUUGAACUGCCGAAAGAUCAACUGAAAAUCUGAAAUACAAUAUAUGUAUACAUGUAUAACUUCAUACAAGUAUAUGUAAUGAUCUCAGCGACGAUAUAUAUUACACUGGAUUCAGAGAUCUUAA